Pseudophryne corroboree (corroboree frog) is the source of this 3357-nucleotide messenger RNA. RefSeq names its product phosphatidylinositol glycan anchor biosynthesis class M (gene PIGM). Gene Ontology annotation, cellular component: glycosylphosphatidylinositol-mannosyltransferase I complex; membrane. Gene Ontology annotation, biological process: GPI anchor biosynthetic process. The coding region runs from base 215 to 1495 and encodes 426 amino acids. The transcript is spliced from 6 exons. The record is from RefSeq and is a predicted model, not a curated record. Gene Ontology annotation, molecular function: alpha-1,4-mannosyltransferase activity; GPI mannosyltransferase activity. NCBI's taxonomy places the organism in Eukaryota, Metazoa, Chordata, Amphibia, Anura, Myobatrachidae.
AGCCACUCCCCUCGCUCACUGCCGCCCGCUCCUCCUCCGUGCUGCCGCCAAGCCUCCGUCCUGUACCCCCGCAGCCCCCCUGUAAUAAUUUAAUGAAUGCACCAUAAUGACUAACUCCUUAAACCCACACUAACGGUCAAAUCCUGUUUGUGCAAUCUAAUGCAUGUCUUGUGGCGUGUACGUCUACUACAUUUGACAAGAGCAAGAAAGAGCAAUGAAGAUGGAGAAGAUUGCAGCAUUUUGGAAGAGGCUUCAGACAUUUUUAUUUAAGAAUCAGUGUAUGUUUCUGCUUGCAUUUUUUGCAAGGAUAGUACUUAUACUUUAUGGAGUCUACCAAGACCGCACAAUGUUGGUGAAAUACACAGACAUCGAUUACCAGGUCUUUACAGAUGCUGCUGAAUAUAUCACACAGGGAUUUUCACCUUAUCAGAGAGCAACAUAUCGUUAUACACCAUUGCUUGCCUGGAUUCUAACACCAAACAUCUACCUCAGUGAACUAUUUGGGAAGUUAUUCUUUGUGUGCUGUGAUCUAAUUGCUGCAUUCCUAAUCCAUAGAAUUCUCCUCUGCCAAGGUCUGCAUAGCCACUCUGCUAGCAAGUACAGUGCUUUCUGGCUCUUCAACCCGUUGCCUAUGACUGUGUCCAGCCGGGGGAAUGCAGAAUCUGUCAUGGCUGUCCUUGUCUUAUUAACAUUGUAUUGUAUGAAGAAGCGUCACCUUAUAAAAGCUGCAUUUAUCUAUGGUCUCUCUGUGCACAUGAAGAUUUAUCCAGUGACUUACCUACUGCCCAUCGUAUUGUCUCUACAAACACCCAGGACCAAGAAGAGCGAAGUACAGAAAGGAGGUUUCUCGGUUCUGAAGUACUUUAGAAAUGUCUGGGAACUGGUCCUAAGGCUCCUCAAUUGGAAAGUUCUACUCUUUGGAGUUGUAUCUGGUCUCACUUUCUUCAUGUUAAAUGGUAUCUUUUAUUAUAGUUAUGGUUGGGAAUUUCUUGAACACACAUACCUAUAUCACUUGAUAAGGAGAGAUAUUCGGCACAAUUUCUCCCCAUAUUUCUACAUGCUGUACCUGACCGCAGAGAGUAACUGGAGCUUUAGCCUGGGGCUUGUGGUCUUUUUACCUCAGAUAUUGCUGCUAACAGUUGUAUCUGCAGCAUACUAUCAAGACCUGGCCUUCUGCUGCUUCCUCCACACUGCCAUCUUUGUCAGCUUCAACAAAGUGUGCACAUCCCAGUAUUUCCUCUGGUACCUGUGCUUACUGCCGCUAGUUAUGCCUCGUCUACAGAUGUCUUGGCAACGGGGGACAUUUUUGCUUAUUUUGUGGUUUUGUGGACAGGCCACAUGGCUAGCUCCUGCCUAUUUUCUGGAAUUUGAAGGACAAAAUACAUUUUUCCUAGUUUGGCUGGCUGGAUUGUUCUUUUUGAUUAUAAAUAGUUAUGUUCUUGCUGAAAUCAUUAGAAAAUACAAACUACAGAGAGAGAAAAAGAAGAAAAGAUAAAUGUCAAUAGGUGCGGUUAGUUUUCCUGAGCUGGGAUUAAUGAGUGAGUGUGUUAUGCACUUCAGUGACAUAAAUGACAGCAGAGAAAUCAGGAUGGACCAUUAGUAUAUGACUGUAGCACGUGAUUUGUGCAGCUGAGCUGCUUAACACUGUGAGACAGACUUUCUCGUGUUAAUGUAUAGUAAUGGUAACCUGUUUUUUUACAUAAUAAAGAUGUUUAUUUUUAACUCAAGAAACAUUUUUUACAUGUUUGCAAAACACAGUAAAACAGAACUGUGUGCUAUAUAGAGGUUAGUACAUCUUUGCACUGUCAGUUUAAAGUGGAAGUAAGUUGAAAAAUUAUAUAUGCUUAACUGUAAACUAGGGCUAGCACAGGAGAAUAUAAAUGCUAGACCUAGGGGAAGAUGUACUAAGCAGUGAAUAGAGUGGAGAAGUGAGCCAGUGGAGAAGUUGCUCAUGACAACCAAUCAGCAUUGAGGUAACAUUUAUAAUUUGCAUAAUAUCAAAUUAUACAGAGCAGCUGAUUGGUUGCCAUGUGAAACUAUUCCACUGGCUCACUGUUUUCACUGCUUAAUACAUCUCCCCCAUGGUCUUAUGUUAACAGUCAGUACAGGCUGUGAACCAAGAAUGUGUCUGCUACCUUUUCAGCUUCCCUUGAUUAGGUACAGUACAUCGACAACUGAAAAGUCAUCGCCACUAAUAGGGUUAGGCUGUUGGGAGAGGUUAAGGCUAUGCUGUGGGAGGUGUGUUGAGGUUUAGGUACUAGGGGUAGGGAUAGAGGGUAGAAUAUUCAUUGGAACACUGCUGCUGAGACGUCGCUGCCAGAACUGCUCCGCAUGUGACUACCAAGACCUGGAAAAACAUUGAGUCCUGGUAUUCCCUUUAUAGAGAUGCAAGAGGAAGAAGUACCAACAUCAGACAUAGUAAAUGUAUAUAAAGAGGUACUUAUCUUAGCGAAGACAUUCCAGUACAACAGUAAGUUAUUCAAUCACCUAACUCUGAAAGAAGUAAUUUUAGAAACCCACAAAGAGGGUCAUUCCGAGUUGAUCGCUAGCUACCGUUGUUCGCAGUGCAGCAAUCAGGCUAAAAAUCGGCAUUUUUGCGCAUGCAUAUGCACCGCAGUGCGCACGCGCGACGUACGGGUACAAAGUCCUUUGUGGUUUUGCACAGGUCCUAGCAAAGCUUUCAGUCGCACGGCACAACACAGGAAGAUUGACAUGAAGUGGGCGUUUCUGGGUGGCAACCGACUGUUUUUAGGGAGUGCUUAGAAAAACGCAGGCGUGUCAGGGAAAACGCAGGCGUGGCUGGGCGGGUGUGUGACGUCAAAAGCCGUCCCACCGUCGUUAGAAUCAACGCACACGAAGAGUAUCUACAGGGCUGGUCUUGUUUUGCACAAAAAGAUUUUGCAGGCGCUCUGCUGCACAAGCGUUCGCACUUCUGCAAAGCGAAAAUACACUCCCCGGUGGGUGGAGGCAAAGCGUUUGCACAGCUGCUAAAACUGCUAGCGAACGAUCAACUCGGAAUGACCCCCAAAGUACACAACUUAAGGUGGAUGUGGCUGCAUCUGAAUAAUGAGCUGUAGGCAAAAUGCACCCCAACAAAUGUGGUUAUUGCCCUACGUCAUAUACCCUGUAAGUUAUCAAACCUAAUGCAGUGUAACACAGGCUAUAAAAGUAAUUUGACAUUGAUAUCCAAUGAUUACCUUCCUGGUAUGUAUGGGGACAAAUCAGCCAUUACUGGAAAUGGAACUCAUUACUACUAAGUACGCCAAUUGUACUGCUCCACUGGAAUGUCAUAUUAUAGGAUAAAUGUGGCUUUGUAUGUAAGAAUUCGCUUCAGGUAAUAAAGGAAUAACCCAAAAA